This is a messenger RNA of Acanthopagrus latus (yellowfin seabream), 770 nucleotides long. RefSeq names its product palmitoyltransferase ZDHHC7-like. The transcript has 3 exons. Gene Ontology annotation, biological process: protein targeting to membrane; peptidyl-L-cysteine S-palmitoylation. Gene Ontology annotation, molecular function: protein-cysteine S-palmitoyltransferase activity. The coding region runs from base 1 to 393 and encodes 130 amino acids. Gene Ontology annotation, cellular component: endoplasmic reticulum; Golgi apparatus. The record is from RefSeq and is a predicted model, not a curated record. Lineage: Eukaryota; Metazoa; Chordata; Actinopteri; Spariformes; Sparidae.
AUGUUGAAGCUCGUUGAUGAAGACCACCUGAGUCUCAGAGGGUUUUAUAAGACGACCUCCUUCACUCUGUUCACAGUCGGACCAGAGCGACAGGAGUGUCGGAGUGUCGUCACCUGGUUCCUGGUCUUCUUCGCUGACUUUGUGGUCACCUUCGUCAUGCUGCUGCCCUCCAGGAGCUUCUGGUACAGCGGGCUGCUGUUCAACAGCCUGGCUGUGCUGGCUCUGGCCUCCCACCUCCGCACCAUGCUGACCGACCCGGGAGCCGUUCCAAAAGGAAACGCCACUAAGAAGUACAUGGAGAGUCUGCAGCUGAAGCCGGGCGAGGUCAUCUGCAAAUGUCCAAAAUGCUGCAGCAUCAAACCUGAGCGGGCUCAUCACUGCAGGUCAGAGUGAUUCGUACCUCCAGGAGGGACUUUAACAACAAACCUGCUGUGCUGAAAGAUUUAUAGAGGGAUUUUUAAUUUGCAUUAAAAAGUUUCAGGCAGCAGCCACAGAGCACCUGAUGAAUUAACUCCAACAUUCACUCUGCUGGUUCUGUUUUGGUCUCAACCAGCAGCUGAAACUUUGGACAAACUCAAAUGUUGAUUAGUCAACAACAUCUUCUGGCUCUUAUUUUGAAAAGAAAGUGCUCACAGAUGUUGUGGCAUUAUUAUGAUUGUGAAUAAAUGAUUUUUAAAUGUUUGUCAGGUCCAAAUUAAUUGUUCUGUUUAUCUCUGUGUCAGAAUGUCAGAACUUUAUUCAGAACUUUCUCUGAUCCAAAACCGAGCCCC